UUGUAGAGAUGGCAUCAACACGUUUAUCAUCUCUUUAUCCUCCAUGUUUGGGAUCAGAGUGUAAUAAUGAUGACAAACCAACAAGCCCUUUCAGAAGCAUGGAUGCCGAAAUCUAUCUUUAUAGAGAUAUAGAAUGUACAGAGAAAGAAAAGGGUAGAAUAUCUCAGCACACUCUGAAAGUGCAUGAAAAGAGCACCAUUUCCUCAAGAGCCAGGUCUCGAAAGGCUUUUAGAAAGCUGGAAGAAGCCAUUGAAAGAGAUACACAAGGAGAAAUAGAAAAAGAUAUUACUGCUCAGAAUUGGGCUCUUGCUUUUGCAAAAUGUUGUCAAAGUGAUAAGCAGUCUAUCACAGAUUAUAUUAGUGAACAAAAGGAGCUGUUUCUACUGGAGUAUGCAGUUAAAAUAAAACAACGCACUAUGUCAAAGCUGGAAAAAAUGGCAGCAAAGGAAGAAAGGAGAGCCAAAAUUGCUGAAACAAAACUAGAAGAAGAUACAAUUGCGUUUGAGGAGUUUCUCAAAGAAAAUGAUAGAAGUUCUGUAGAUGCCCUUAAAAUAGCAACUCAGGAAGCAAAAUCUAAAAUGGAAGUGACAUUAGAAGUGAGAUCAGCAAUGAAUGAGGUGUUCUCUCUUAAAAGUGAAAUUGCAAACACUGAAGAUCUUCUGCUACUGUAUUUAUCCUAUGAAGCAUUUCUGCUGAGUAUUUCUCCUGAAGAGUGGCAAGAACAACAGCAGGGAAAGAGGAAGAAAUGGAAAAAAGAGAAGAAAAGAGGCCUAUCGAAAUCUUUUAUUUCUAUUCCUGGCCACGAUAAAAACAAGUUACUGUCAACCUCUCUCAUGUUACACCAUAGAAUAACCAAAUGGGCACAUUUUAAAGAAAAAUCCCAUGGCAAGAAAACUGGGAAAUCAGCCUCAAUCAUUUUUUCUGACCAUGAGGAAAAGAAGAAAAGCCCACAGAACCAAGGAGGUGACUAUAGAUUUUUUAGAAAACCAUCAAAACUAGGACUGAGCCAUAGAUCAUCCUUGGAUGGGAGAAAAAAAUCAUCAAUAAGGUACAGUAGUGAAAGAAGUCUCUCUCUGCCUUCAGAGGAAGACUUUUCCUUGGAAGAUAUACAGAGUGAUGAGGAUCCAGAGAUAUAUUUCAAAGACCCAGGAGAAUUACUUCAGAUCCUCAGCCAUCUUGAGGAACAGAAUCUUUCGCUGUUUCAAAACAUUCAAGAAAUCAGUGGAACAUUAGAAGACAGACAGCAGAUAGAAAAUGCCGUUAAACAGCAAAUGGAACAAAAAAUACAGAGUGUACUAGAUGAAAAAGAAGCUCUUAUCGCUGCUUGCCUCAAAGAAGAGGAGAAAAGUGCAGAAGUGGCAUUAAAAGCCAAAGUGUUUUCUUCAGGAGAGUAUAAUCCAGCAUCAGCAGAUAAAAUGCUAAAUACACUUAAUAAAAAAAUAGCCGAAAUAUACAAAGUUUGCUGUGGAGCAGAUGAAGCAUCCAGCAUGACCUCAUUUUACAUGCUGAAAAAAAUAGAAAUCCGAGUUUCUGAACUAUGUGAGAUGAUGGAAGCACUUCCAAAAGGAUACCGUGAUGCUGUUGAAACGAUUGAAAAACUCAGGGCAAAAGAAAGGCGACGAAGAGUUCGUGAAGACAAAUUGAAAGAACUGAAAAGAAUCCAGGAAGAGCGGCUGAAGCUUGCUCUUGAGAGAGCAAUUGCAGCACCAAAGAAAAGGGAGGGAAGAAAAUUGGUGUAUCGCUCACAGCCUCCAGAGACUAGACGGAGAGAGGAAAAUGUCAUAGAUUUAACUACAAGAAGUGAAGAUGAUUACUAUUUUACUUGA
Molecule: messenger RNA, 1826 nt
Organism: Elgaria multicarinata webbii
Lineage: Eukaryota; Metazoa; Chordata; Lepidosauria; Squamata; Anguidae
Gene: CCDC38
Product: coiled-coil domain containing 38
Exons: 15
Coding region: 9-1826 (605 amino acids)
Cellular component (GO): centrosome
Source: RefSeq, a predicted model, not a curated record